AUGUCAUUUUACAACACAAAUACCAAUAGCUCUCCGUCAUUUCAUCAACAACAACAAUUGUCAGGACAUCUGUUAUCAACUAUGAAAAGAAAUAACACAUUCAAAUCAAAGCUUAAAUCCUUGAAAAAUGAAUUACAUGAAGCAAUAAUACUGACUGCAACCACUACUAAACCUUUGCUGCCGUGGUCACGACCACCCACAAGAUCAAACUCAACAUCUUCGUUUCGUUCACCUUUCUCAUCUAUAAAGUUAUCAAAUGGUAACACUACAGGACAAUCUUCUGUGUUUUCUUCUUGUGAGUCUUCCCCUAGAUCCAUAUCACUAUCAUCAACGAAAAAUGGCAGUACUAUUGGCACCACCGACGUCUUUCCAGUUUCAAGAUCCACGUCGGUUUCCUUACCAAUCUCAAAAUUUAAAUCACCCACCACAAUAAUAUCAACAGUGACUAAUUCUGCUACUAGCACUACCACUACUUGCUCACCAUGCUCAAUAUCAUACUCUUCCCUAGACUAUGAUUAUGAUUACGAUAAUCUAUUUGACUUCAAUUCUCCAACAUCCAGUUAUGAUCCUAGUCUCAAAAAUGAAAGACUAGCUAAUAAGAAUGAAGGUCUGGGCCAAGAAGAGAAAUUCUUAUUACCUCCCUUACCAUCUUCAACUACAACACUAACACCAGUAUUAUCGUCGUCACCGGGAAAAUUUAGCCAUGAUCAGAUGAUGAUCAAUGGUCAGGUAGACGCCGAAGAAAUGGAAAAACAAGAAUUUUCUCUGCUGUUGCCAACAACUCCUUCAAACAAUUCCCAAAAAUAUCAAAACAGCUCCUUCUCGCAACAACUACUGUCUCAUGAAAAUAAUCAACAUCAACAAAAUAACAAUCCUAAGAGUGAGGAAUUGGUUGAUGUUGAUAGAUUGGCUUGUUCAAUCCUAUCCCUGGUAGGCAAACGUACUAAUGAUCAAAACAUUGAAUGGAAUAUUUAA
Candida dubliniensis CD36 is the source of this 975-nucleotide messenger RNA. RefSeq lists its product as uncharacterized. The record is from RefSeq and is a predicted model, not a curated record. The transcript has a single exon. The coding region runs from base 1 to 975 and encodes 324 amino acids. Lineage: Eukaryota; Fungi; Ascomycota; Pichiomycetes; Serinales; Debaryomycetaceae.